AGCAACGCUUCCCACGCCGGGAUACUCUGUGUCACACGUGUGACAGAAGUUACUUUUCUUUCGUUCAUUCAGUGAAGUCGGCAAUAACUAGCGCCUCCGAAGAUCUUACUUCACACAUCUGUUAGCUGUUAAGAGUCUUGCCGUUCUCUUCUUACUACGGAUAUAUGGACCUAGUUACUUCCUAUUUUCCAUCACAGCUAGGCCGAGCAUGCACGAAUACGCAAUUUCUGUAGAUGGGCUAACAUACUCUCAUAACCCCGGAUCCCCUCCGUCUCUUUUAAAUAUAUCCCUUCAUCUCCCCCCGGGCUCCCGUACCCUCUUGGUCGGCGCAAAUGGCGCCGGAAAGUCGACUUUGCUACAGAUCCUCGCCGGUAAACGUCUCGUGAAAAAUGCGGACGUCCGCGUCAAGGGAAAGGACGUCUUCAGAGACUCACCAGAUGGUGUGACGUUCCUCGGGACUGAGUGGGCAAUGAAUCCUGUCGUAAGGGGUGACAUCACUGUUUCUGCAUUUCUCGACUCCGUUGGAGGUUAUAGACACAAGGAGCGCAGAGAUCAACUACUCGAUAUAUUAGACGUAGACCUGGACUGGCGUAUGCACGCAAUCUCCGACGGGGAGCGCCGUCGGGUCCAGCUUUGCAUGGGUCUCAUGGCUCCGUGGGACGUUCUGCUUCUCGAUGAGGUUACCGUGGACCUCGAUGUUCUGGUUCGUGAUGAAUUGCUUACAUUCCUUCGAAAUGACAGCACCACACGUGGUGCUACUAUCCUCUAUGCGACUCACAUCUUCGACGGACUCAACUCCUUUCCAACACACGUGGCUCACAUGCACCAUGGUUACUUCGUGACGAAACCCAUGCCGUGGCCGUGUGUUUCGUCCGCAGAUUCCCCAUCGAUAAACCUCUAUCACACGGCUCUAUCUUGGCUUAAAGAGGACCGGGAACGCCGCCGUGAAUCUGAAAGGAUGUUUGACAACAAGACCCGCGGCGCUAGGAGAAACGAGACUGUCCCUACAGAUUCGGAGACAUUUUACAGAAAAUAUGACUAUAGUCACUAAGAACGUGUGGGAUAUCUUCAACUCCAACACAAUCACUGCCUUAAAUGACUACGGAUAUGAGUUCUUUUUUCUCUGUACAAAGUUUUGUGCUAGACAAAUGACCGAUCUGCGCUUUGUCCUAUUUCUGUACUCAAUUUUGCGAGUUUUCAACACAUCUGUAUCUACAGAUUGGGACAGAUCACAUGACCCAUAUCCAAACCACAGCCCUUAC
Pisolithus orientalis is the source of this 1262-nucleotide messenger RNA. RefSeq names its product P-loop containing nucleoside triphosphate hydrolase protein. The transcript is spliced from 7 exons. Gene Ontology annotation, molecular function: ATP hydrolysis activity; ATP binding. The record is from RefSeq and is a predicted model, not a curated record. NCBI's taxonomy places the organism in Eukaryota, Fungi, Basidiomycota, Agaricomycetes, Boletales, Pisolithaceae. Bases 209 to 1051 code for a protein of 280 amino acids.